Messenger RNA from Nycticebus coucang (slow loris), 3382 nucleotides. It is a transcript of the gene ELOVL5, whose product is annotated as ELOVL fatty acid elongase 5. The coding region runs from base 425 to 1324 and encodes 299 amino acids. Gene Ontology annotation, molecular function: fatty acid elongase activity. The transcript is spliced from 8 exons. Gene Ontology annotation, biological process: fatty acid elongation, polyunsaturated fatty acid; sphingolipid biosynthetic process; fatty acid elongation, saturated fatty acid. Gene Ontology annotation, cellular component: endoplasmic reticulum membrane; endoplasmic reticulum. NCBI's taxonomy places the organism in Eukaryota, Metazoa, Chordata, Mammalia, Primates, Lorisidae. The record is from RefSeq and is a predicted model, not a curated record.
CCCAUGCUAGAGAGCCAUGACAUCAGCCUACUUAUAGCAACCUCAAACUCCUGGGUUCAAGUGAUCUUCCUAUUCUGGUCUCUUGAGCAGCUGGAACUAUAGGCACUCACAACAACACUCAGCUAAUUUUUCUAUUUUUAGUAGAGACGGGGGUCUCGCUUUUAAUGAGGCUGGUCUUAAACACCUGAGCUCAAAGGACUCUCCUGCCUUAGCCUCUCAGAGUGCUAGGAUUACAGACAUGAGCCACCGCACCCGGGCCCCUAGAAUAGAAUUUUAAAAUUGUGUUACUCUCCCCUUGCCCCUGUUGAAAAAGUUUUCUACAUAUAAAUUUCCUAGAUCAAGCUUAUUAAUAUAUGUCUCUUCAAGACUAGAAAAAGACAUCUGUCUCCGAGUGGAAAAUUCACUUGAAUAUUAAGGUUUUAAAAUGGAAAAUUUUGAUGCAUCACUUAGUCCCUAUUUCAAAGCAUUGCUAGGUACCCGAGAUACCAGAGUAAAAGGAUGGUUUCUUCUGGACAAUUACAUACCUACAUUUAUCUGUUCCCUCAUAUAUUUACUAAUUGUAUGGCUGGGACCAAAAUACAUGAAGAAUAGACAGCCGUUCUCUUGCCGGGGUAUUUUAGUGGUGUAUAACCUUGGACUCACGCUGCUGUCUCUCUAUAUGUUCUGUGAGUUAGUAACAGGAGUAUGGGAAGGCAGGUACAACUUCUUCUGUCAGGGAACACGCAGCGCAGGAGAAUCAGAUACGAAGAUCAUCCGUGUCCUCUGGUGGUACUACUUCUCCAAACUGAUUGAAUUUAUGGACACCUUCUUCUUCAUCCUGCGUAAGAACAACCACCAGAUCACAGUGCUACACGUCUACCACCAUGCCUCCAUGCUAAACAUCUGGUGGUUUGUGAUGAACUGGGUCCCCUGUGGCCACUCUUAUUUUGGUGCCACCCUGAACAGCUUCAUCCACGUCCUCAUGUACUCUUACUACGGCCUGUCUUCAGUCCCUUCCAUGCGCCCGUACCUGUGGUGGAAGAAGUACAUCACUCAGGGGCAGCUGCUUCAGUUUGUGCUGACAAUCGUCCAGACCAGCUGUGGGGUCAUCUGGCCGUGCACAUUCCCUCUCGGUUGGUUGUAUUUCCAGAUCGGAUACAUGAUUUCCCUGAUUGCUCUCUUCACAAACUUCUAUAUUCAGACCUACAACAGGAAGGGGGCCUCGUGGAGGAAAGACCACCUGAAGGACCACCAGAACGGGUCCGUGGCUGCUGCGAACGGACACACCAACAGCUUUUCUUACCUGGAAAACAAUGUGAAGCCAAGGAAGCCAAGGAAGGAUUGAAAUCCAAGAGUUGAAAACCUCCAAACCACGUCAUCUGAUUGUAAGCACAAUACGAGUUGUGCCCGAUGCUCAUUAACAGCUGCUGUAACUAGUCCAGCCUACACUAGUGUGACUCAUGUAGGACCCCUUUCAUCAGUUCAAAACCCUUAGAAAACAUAUACAGAUUAUACAAGUAGAUUAAGAUUUCUAACAUUUCUGGGCUCUUAUCAACCUCCACCCUGCGCUAGACUGUGGAAAGGGAGUAUUGUUGUAGUAUACAACACUGCUGUUGCCUUAUUAGUUAUAACAUGAUAGGUGCUGAAUUGUGAUUCACAAUUUAAAAACACUGUAAUCCAAACUUUUUUUUUUUUUACUGUAGAUCAUGCAUGUGAUUGUAAAUGUAAAUUUGUACAAUGUUGUUACAGUAGAGAAACACACAUGCCUUAAAAUUUAAAAAGCAGGGCCAAAAGCUUAUUAAUUUAAAUUAGGGUAUGUUUCAAGUUUGUAUUCACUUGUGAUAACUCUGUUUAGAAAAAUCAAAGACCGUGAUUUAUGAAACUAGCGUGUGACAUAUAAUUUCAAGUGACUUGUAGAUGUGAAAUCAGAAACGGCACCUUCAGUUUUAUAAUAUUGGCUUUGAAUCAGGCUGACUCAAAUCUAGUGGAACAGUCAGUUUAACUUUUUAACAGAUCUUAUUUUUUUAUUUUGAGUGCCACUAUUAAUAAUGUAAAAAAGGGGAGAGGGCUCUAAAGCAGUCUUGAUGAAACUUAAAUAUAUAUUCUUUGUCCUCAAGAUUUUAGGAAGAGUGUAGAGUGAGUAGGCCAUUUUUUAAUUUCUCUCCAAGUGCUAAGUGUUUUUAUACAGAAAACAAAAAGUCUGCUUUGCUUUCCACCAGUGCAAGAGAAGAUGUAUACUUUUCAGAAGAGAUUGAAUCCUUAUCAUUUGACAGUAUCAGAUACAUAGGCAGUGAGAAACUGGUUUCCAGCGUCCAAUUUUGAACUGAUUUCUGUACUGCUGUCUGUUUUGACACAAACUUCCUUUUAAAAUGUGCCUAGUUUACCAAAAUUAACAAAGGGGAGAUAAAGAACCUUAAAAAAUAUUAAAGUAAGCCUGGGCACAGUGGCUCACACCUAUAAUCCUAGUACUUUGGGAGACUGAGACAGGUGGAUUGCUUGAGCUCAGGAGUUGAGACCAGCCUGAACAAGAGUGAACCCCCAUCUCUAAAAAAUAGCCGGGCGUUGUGGCAGGUGCCUAUAGUCACAGCUAUUUGGGAGGCUGAGGCAAGAGGAUCUCUUGAGUCCAAGAGUUAGAGGUUGCUGUGAGUUAUGACGCCAUAGAGCUCUACCAAGGGCAACAAAGUGAGACUCUGUCUCAAAAAAAAAAAAGAAAGAAAGAAAAAGAAAAUUUUAAGGUAAAAUUAAACAGAGCUACAGCAUAAGAGAACUGAUAAAUCGGAUAGAGUUAACUUGUUCCAUGUAAAUCUAAUAGUACCUGUAAUUUUUUUCUGCUUAGAAUCUAAAAAUUUGUUUAGAAUGUCUUGUUUAAAAAUAACAGACUGCAGACUGCUUAUCAUAAAAUCAUGUCUCUCACACUUGAGGCAGUGGUCAAACAGAUGUGGACUAUUACGUGUGUCAUUUUAAAGCGUCAGGAUUUAGCCUCUGAAUACCUUCUCUGUUGGGGUAAAAAUACAUUUAUCGAACCACUCAUCACGCAUCUUAGAAGGUCAUUGACAAUGUAUAAACUAAUUGUUGGUUUGAUAUUUAUGUAAAUAUCAGUUUACCAUGCUUUAAUUUUGCACAUUCAUAUUAUAGGGAGCCAGUGGUUCUCCUAUUAGUCUUGUGGGUUUUCUGUUUGAAAGGAGUCUUGACAUCUGUUUACAUUUACCUUAUCAAACCUAGAAUGUGUAUAUUUAUAAAUGUCUGUCUUCAUUCCUAGGUACUAAUUUGCAGAUGUCUUUACAUAUUUCAGUACAGAAACUGUAACAUUCUAUAGUGUGCUGUCAGUGUGCUUAGCUCAUCUGGAUAUACCCACACUGUUAAAUAGUGUCUCAACAUUAAUCAUUAAAACAUUUUUGAUUAC